Molecule: messenger RNA, 4773 nt
Organism: Canis lupus familiaris (dog)
Lineage: Eukaryota; Metazoa; Chordata; Mammalia; Carnivora; Canidae
Gene: NUP50
Product: nucleoporin 50
Exons: 8
Coding region: 134-1519 (461 amino acids)
Biological process (GO): protein import into nucleus
Cellular component (GO): nuclear pore
Source: RefSeq, a predicted model, not a curated record
GAGGCCCGCGCCGGCGCCCGCACCUGCUCGUGUCCCGCAGCGGCGCCCGCACCUGCUCGUCGUCCCGCAGCCGGCUUGCACCGCGCCCGCACCCGGAGAGGGCCCCCGGCGGGCGCCCGGCAGAUUUGAAAAUAUGGCCAAAAGAAUUGCUGAGAAGGAAUUGACAGAUAGGAAUUGGGAUCAAGAAGAUGAAGCAGAAGAGGUGGGAACAUUCUCAGUGGCCAGUGAGGAAGUCUUGAAGAAUAGAGCCAUAAAGAAAGCAAAGCGUAGAAAUGUUGGAUUUGAAUCUGAUAGUGGAGGGGCCUUUAAAGGUUUUAAAGGUUUGGUUGUACCUUCUGGAGGAGGAGGGUUUUCUGGAUUUGGUAAUGGCGCUGGAGGAAAGCCUUUGGAAGGACUGUCUAAUGGAAGCAGCAUAACUAGCGCCUCUCCCUUCUCCAGUGCAAGGACAGCAACAGAGAGCAAGGCAGCCUUUGGAUCUAUUGCUGCAAAUGGUCCUACCUCCUUGGUUGAUAAAAAGAUUUUAACUCCCAAAACUAAUGGUGACAGUCAGCAGCCCUCCUCCUCUGGCCUUACCUCUAGUGCAGCCUGCCCCCGCAAUGCCUAUCACAAGCAGCUGGCUGCCUUGAACUGUUCUGUUCGGGACUGGAUCGUGAAGCACGUGAACACAAACCCACUGUGCGACUUGACGCCUAUCUUUAAAGACUAUGAGAAAUACCUAGCGGGAAUCGAACAGCAGCACGGGGGCGGUGGCGGCAGGAGUUCUGAAAGUGAAACUAACAAAAUGCCACUUGCAACACAGUCCCCUUCCCUAUUCGGGUCAACAAAACUGCAGCAAGAGUCAACAUUUCUCUUUCCUGGCCACAAGGCAGAGGACGCAUCUGAAAAGAAGACAGACCUUUCUGUAGGAGCAGCAAGUGCCUCGUUUAACUUUGGCAAGAAGAUCGAUAGUUCUGUCUUGGGGUCCUUAAACUCUGGCCCACUAACUGGAUUUUCGUUUUCUUCUGGAAACUCCAGUUUAUUUGGCAGAGAUCUUACCCAGAAUAAAUCAAUGUCUUCACCAUUUUACACGAAAACAUUGGAGGUACAACCUGAAGGCGGCAGUAGCGAAUGCAAAGGCGGAGAUGAAGAAGAGAAUGAUGAGCCACCUAAAGUAGUAGUUACUGAAGUAAAAGAAGAAGAUGCUUUUUACUCCAAAAAGUGUAAACUCUUUUACAAGAAAGACAACGAAUUUAAAGAGAAAGGUGUGGGUACUUUGCAUUUAAAACCUACAGCGAAUCAGAAGACACAACUGUUAGUGCGGGCGGACACCAAUUUAGGCAACAUACUGCUGAAUGUCCUGAUUCCACCCAACAUGCCAUGUACCCGGACAGGGAAGAACAACGUCCUCAUCGUGUGCGUUCCAAAUCCGCCCAUCGAUGAGAAGAAUGCCGCCGCCCCAGUCACCAUGUUAAUCCGGGUAAAAACGGGCGAGGAUGCGGACGAGUUGCACAAAAUUUUACUGGAGAAAAAGGAUGCCUGAGCGCACUCAGCCCGCAGGACCCCCCCCCCCCCCCGCCCCAGCCCCUUAGACGUAGUCAGCUCUUCUUCUCUUCUUACUUUGACAUUCUGAGAACUUAGAGAUAACUGAAAACUGUGUGAGGAAGAUUAAUAUGGCCAAUAAAACCUUUAAAUGUUAAGUGUCAAGAACCUGUAUUCUCCCUUCUUAAGAACUGUCUAAUGUGUAAAAUAUGUUUGAAUGAAAUUUUUUGGAAGAUUUUUAAUGUUCAUUUAUUAAACUGACCACAAGUGAUUUCUUAAUAGGCUGAAAUCAGGGUAUCGAUUAGACUUCCCAAGGCUGCUCGACCCCCAGGUCUCUGGGUCUGCUGCCGGCGCGGUUUCCAGCAGCCCCUGGGGCCGGGAGGGAGCUCGCCGGGUGCCUUCUCUCCGGUGGGCUUGGCUGACUGGGGAGAACAGCGCUCUUUCCAAACAAAUCAUGCUACCACGCUGUGACAGAGGGAUUUUUCCUUUGCUUUCUCGUGGUGUUCUUAGAGCUGAACCACUAGCACCAGAUGGUCCUCCUCAGCGGCAGAGGCUUUUGCUUUUUAUUUGCAGAUCCGGGCCGUUGAGCCCUUGGGCUGCUUUACCUGAUGGAGGAUCUGCUUGUUCAUUUUAAAAGGAAAUUAGUAGCUUGUUGAUUGGCUUCAUAGUUUGAUUCAUGAGGUGCUGUUAGUUCUGUGUCCCCCUACGGACAAGGUGACCAGAUGGGGGAUUGCCAGGAAUGAGGUUUCAAAGCACAACUUUGGUAGCUUCUAGUUCAUAGACCAUGGACAGCAAACUCUUGUAAAAAUGAAAGUGAAGUCCGAGUUAGAGCGUAGUACGGAAGAAGAAUACGACUCAGCUCUUUGUACCUGAUGAACCCUUACCCUACGGAUCUAAGAGCUGCUUAUUCCCUAAAAGUACUAGGAGCUUGGACGACACAUGAGCCAUGUGAAUUAGCCAGGAAACCUGCAAUAAGGUAAUGGAAUUGAAAUUGUGCGUGUUGAUGUUGCCUUUAACUUUAGACAGAAGUAUAUUCUACAUUUGAUACCUGAAGUUUCCACUUACUUUUUUUACAAGUAAGAUGCUCAGUCUGUCUGUUUGGAAGGGAGCCGUGGUUACACGUGGGAAGACCCGUGUCACUUCUCUGUAGCUGUCAGGUUCUUUGAAAAUUCUGGGCACAUGAAUUAGAUGCAGAUUUUAUUCCUUAAAUGUCCACUUUCAUUCCUCAUUAAUCAUUUAAUGCUGGUACCAGAUGAUCUUGUCUAAAGCCUCAGGGUUCGUGCCUUAGGGCUCGCGCUUGUAUCUUCUGGUCUUCAGUAUGCAAUGUCGUCUUCUGGCUUAGAAAAGAGUCAAAGUAAUUUUAAAUAGUACUGUUGCUUUUUUUUUUUUUUUUUUUUUUUUUAAAGAAACUAGAAUUUUUAGAGAUUUAUAAGGGGGCAGGGAACUACUUUAUGAUCCAAUAUGUUAACUCAAAUGCUUGAGGUGUGGUAGUUGGCCAACAAUUUAUCAUGAGAUUCUUGCACUUCUGUUUUCUGAUUUCUGGUGAGAGAAUCUGGCCCAGAGUGUGACUCUAGAUAAAUGCAGAGAGAUGUGUGCGUACACUCCUGUGGGCUGUGGUCAGACUCCCACGUUGGGAGAAUUAGGGAGGGAGUGGCAAUUACUGUUGCAUUUUCUUUUUAGAAUCGAGAAUAUUCUUGAAUGUUUGUUACAGGUGAUUUCUAGUAAGCAGUGGUCGGUACUGUUACAGCGGUCGCGGCCCACGUGGCCUCGAGGAAGGUUCAUCCAGCUGCUAGGAGGAGAGGAGAGGCAGGGCGCGGUUUCUGGGCCCAGGAACUGGUAGGCCACUCCGGGCACCAGUCGGGGGAGCGUGCCACACUUGGGGGAGGGGGCAAGGGCAGCCUCUGUGUGGCCAGUGGGACGUUUGCCAAACGUGGCCCAGAUGCAUCAGGACUGGGGCACCUCUCAACCCCUCUGGAAAAAUAGUUCAUGUAUUUUUUUUUAAUUAGUGGGUAUGUGUGGCUUUCUCUUUUCUUGACAUUCCCAGCAACUUGUUGCUGCUAAGACUCACUGUUAAAGUGACAAUUACAGGGACACAUGUGAUGCGUGUGCCAUAACUCCCAAUGUGAUUAUCUCCUUCAUGUCACUUCUGCUUUAGGAACCUGCUGGUCUCCAUCUUAAUUAUGUAUGUACUUGGGGGAAGGGGUCCCUCGGCCUCCACUGUAUUUAGUUGCUAAAUUCCACCCUACGGGUCUAGUUAGAUUUAUUUUUAACAAAAUCUUGGAAAUUAGGCUUUAAAAUGUUUAAUGUGGACUGAAAUUUUUGUGUUUAGUUGGAGGAUCUCUGGAGUAUGUAUGUCAUCUGUAUGGCCUGAAGGGAGGUGUUUUUAACCUUUAAUCCUGAAUCAGUUGUGUCCCAUCUUGACAAAUACCGAGCAUCCCAGUGGCCUUUUACAAACACGUGUGUCUUUCUCCUUUCGAGCGCUCCCCCAGGAAGCACAAAAAUGAGCAUCAUGCGGUCUUUUCGUUUUUAGAAUUAUAGGCUGGAAAAUGUGUGUCCAGUUUUUAAAGCAGUUUUAGAUUCUGUUUUCCAUGGAAGGACAAGUCUGACCAUUUAUGAGCCGAUUUUCUUAAAAAGGAUUAUAGUUUUACAAUUUCAGUUCUAAAUCAUAUUUUUGAUAUGCUGCAUGCCAAAAAGAAUGUACCUGUUCUGGGGUAGGGGGAGAAAAUCCCAUCUUACUAUCCGAGUGCAGAACAAGUUCUCACUGAGAAAGCCUUUUUGGUUUCAUUUUAAGAGUGAAACAUGUCUGCUUCUGAGCAUCAGUCAGUUCUUCGAUGUCUGAAGUCAGAAUGCAAGCACAGUGCGUUUUGAAGGCUUUGCAAACCGAAUGGCUCGCUCCCAAACCCUUGGGUAAUCGUUCUCAUUCUGGAAGUGAGAAUCUGUAGUAGAAACUGGCGUGUCCCGCGGUUCUGGUAGGGGACCGCGAGGAGCCCGUCCAGUCCCGCUCUCGGCACCGGGACGUUCUUGGCCAGAGGCAAUCAUGGUUAGGACUACAGACUCUGCUUGACGCAGACGCAAUCGUUACAGAUGUAAAACUUCUUAGCAAUCAGAUAAGUUGUUUGCUUUCUAUUUUACAUAGGAAAUUGUUUUCUAAAACUAAAAUACUUGAAUUGUCAGACAAUGUAAUCUCAGUUUGUAUUAGUUUUUGAGGAAGUGUAAUAAUCCAUGAAAUGUGAAUAAAAUGGAAAGUAAACAAAA